This is a messenger RNA of Scomber japonicus (chub mackerel), 1557 nucleotides long. RefSeq names its product cell division cycle 37-like 1 (gene cdc37l1). Gene Ontology annotation, biological process: protein folding; protein stabilization. NCBI's taxonomy places the organism in Eukaryota, Metazoa, Chordata, Actinopteri, Scombriformes, Scombridae. Bases 160 to 1191 code for a protein of 343 amino acids. The transcript is spliced from 7 exons. Gene Ontology annotation, molecular function: heat shock protein binding; protein-folding chaperone binding. Gene Ontology annotation, cellular component: cytoplasm. The record is from RefSeq and is a predicted model, not a curated record.
UCGUUAUUUACAGUAGCUGGGGCGCAACAUAUCCCAGCCUCAGGUCUGUCGGACUGUCAGAGUGGCAUUCAGAUAACCGGAGCAAACAUCUAGUCUCACGGCUCAAAAGUGUCUCUGGUUCCCCAAACACACAGCUAGCCAGCUAGCGGCGCAGCAGUGAUGGAGUGGCUGGGCAACGGAGCCCCUCUUUACCCCGACGGAGAGCCUGGCGGUGACACAGCUUCACCGGGCAGGGGCUGCAACGUUGUUCAUCCUCACCAGCAGACAUCAUCAUCACACGUCUGUGACAGUGCCAUGGAGUCACUAUGUCAGAGCCAGCAGCGUCGUGUGAAGGCCUCUAUCGUGUCCAGCUGGACACUGGCUGAAGCGCAGGACCGGCUAUGUUCUCUAGGUGUCCACAGCUCCGAGUCCCUGGAGCAGGAACGCGCUCGGACUCUGGUCUGCCCCACAGAACUCACACACACUGAGGAGGAGUGGCGCCGCAAGGAGAGUAUGCUCGGGGGUCAGGAACCCAGCCGCAGUCCGGUACUCGGAGCUGUCAGAAGCUGGGAUGUUUUUGAUAAAAGUAUCAUCAAUGUACAAAGUCAAGCUGUAGAAAUGGAUCAGGACAAAUGCAAGACGUUUCUCCAAAAGUAUGAGCAAGAGCUGAGGCAUUUUGGUAUGUUGCGGCGAUGGGACGACAGUCAGCGAUUCCUUGCAGACAUGCCUCAGCUCAUCUGUGAGGAAACAGCCAACUUUUUAAUUCUAUGGUGCAUCAGACUACAGCAAGAAAGGAAAGAAGCUCUAAUGGAGCAGGUGGCACAUCAAGCCGUUGUCAUGCAGUUCAUCCUGGAAAUGGCCUCAAACUCUCAGCAGGAUCCUAGAGGCUGCUUUAGACAGUUCUUCCACAAAGCCAAAGAAGGACAAGACGUCUACUUAGAAGUCUUCCAUACAGAGCUAGAGGCCUUCAAAUACAGAGUGAAAGAAUAUGCUGUGAAGUGUAAAGGUGAUACUCCCAACAACACUGAACAGCAGAGUACUGACACAAACUACAGACUCGACCCCAAAGAAGCCCAGGACUCUUUACCUCCACAGGUGGCAGACUACUCAAUGAAGCGCUGUCUGGAGGAGGGACUGUGGACAAGCACAGGGAGAUGGACAAAGGAGGAAGCCACAGAAACAGAAGAUAUACGCAUGAUGGAGACCUCCUAGGGAACGUGGGGUCAGCCGCUGCUUUUCUUCCAUCUCCACCGUCUCCCCAUUUAGGAACUAGCUGAGUUUGAAGCCCUCUACACACAGCAAACCAGGCUGGAACACGCCGGUGCAGAGCAGGAAUAAAGGGAAUACACGAUCAGUCUUUGAUUGACGUUCUCAGUUUUCAGAGGAGAACCUGCAGGAAAUAAAGUUUUGCUGUCAGUGUUGCUGUUAUUGUGUCACUGUGGUCGGCCUCCCGCAGUGUCUUUCACCAGCUAAAUGCAUGUCCUGUUGUAACCCGGUAUUACAGAGGGAGAUGUUAUAUCCUUCAAUCCAGUUCCUUUUUUUUUCUGCCUGAAAAAGAAAAACCUCUGGGCUUGAAAG